Messenger RNA from Amoebophrya sp. A25, 2796 nucleotides. NCBI's taxonomy places the organism in Eukaryota, Dinophyceae, Syndiniales, Amoebophryaceae. The record is from the annotation of a GenBank genome assembly.
AUGUCGCUUGCAGAGGUUCAUAGCGGUUCCGGGCAGGACGCUCCCAACAAGAAGGAGCACGUCUCCCUGCGCUGGAUUGGUGACUUUACGGUGCCACGAUAUCGUGCUACUAUUGGGCACAAGUUUCCCGUAAUUGAUGACAACUACGGUGAGGACUUCUCCUGGGAUCGAGGAGGCGUUUCGGCCUUCCCCUACGACCGGGUUGGGUCACGCUCGAACCCGCUGAUUCCACCGCCGGCUACCAACACGCUGAAGUGGCCCUCAGCGCAAGGUGGCGCUUCCUAUGCCGGCAAAACGAGUCGCACAGCAGUGCGAUUGCCCAUGCUACCUGUGCCCACGGCUAAAGUGAAAAAAGCCGUGAGCGUAGUGCAGAAGGAGACGCCAUUUUUGGGCAGCUUUGUCGAGAAGGAAGUUCUGGUUGCUCCGGAGCGACCACCGGCAAAUAAAGGCCGCUCGUCCAGUCCGACGGGUCGUGGAAGCAGUUCCGUGUCUCUCAACGGAGGAGCCGAUGCGAAGCCCGCUGCACCACUGACAGACAAGCAGAUGGCUGCCACGCGGCUGCUAUGGCGCCAGGCAGCUACGGGAGACGCUUAUUUCAAGAAUGGGGACAGCGACGUGCCGGGAAUCAAGGAAGCUAUGGCGUCUGGCGCCGUCUUGGAUUGGAAGAACCCGAAGACAAACGGCUGCACGCUCUUUUCUUUGGCGUGUCAACAGAACGACAAAGACUUGAGCAAGUACCUGCACUCGCUGAACGCUGAUGUGAAGACAGUGGAUUACUCGAAACGGAAUGUGUUCCAUCACUGCGCGAGACAAAAGUAUAACACUUUAACCUCCUACUUGUACAUGCACUUGCCUUGUAGUAGUUUUGAUAAGAAAUAUUAAUACCGCAGACUCGUCAUUUGCAACAUUGCGGUAGAGGGAAAACCAAAAACACCGACGAGGAUGGGAAAAGUAUAAACGUUGGUAAAGUCAAUCGUAGGAAAACUUAAACCCUUUGUUCACAAACAAUUCUUAACCCUAAACCUUCCUCACACGACAGUGCCAUCGAUUCGUUGGUUUUCCUCCUUCGUACGUUGGACCCAAAGGACAUUAAUAUGCUGAUCCUCGGAAAAGACGAGGAAGGCGAUACUCCUCUGCACAAAGCGGCUGAGAAAGGUUCCGUCGUCAUCUGCCAGCUGCUUUUGAAGACAAAGGGAACGGAUUUGAUUACGGUCACGAAUAAAGCCGAAAAAAUCGCAUUCGAUGUGGUACUAUUUAUUUUUGAUGGUGAUGAUGCUUUGUUCUAGGAAAGUCCAAGUAGAUGGCGACUUUAACAAUUGCUUAGCGGGGUAGGUCACAGAUGAUAGUGAUGUUUCUGAUGACAAAAACGAUCAGCAAUUGAGAUAUUCGAUGGGUAAGAAAAAGAUGAGUAUUUUGUGACGCGGUACCGAAGAACUGGUCUAGAGUUCUUAUUUCGCCGUUUCUUCUUCAUCCAUCUACCUCACUCACCACAACCAUCCCUCUCCGCCAUUACUCCAUCCCUUUCCAGGCUCGCGAAUACAAGAUGCAUCAUUUGUACAAGCUGUUAGAUCCUUUGGAGUACGUUAAAGAUCAAACCAGUCUGAUCGCACGCAUACGUGCCAAGAUGGGCGAUACUAGCUUGUCAGCGGAUGCGGUAUUGCUUUUUUACAAUUACAUUUUAUUUCGAGUACAGUACGGGGUUAGAAAUGCUUUACAUUCAAUUCAGUCAUUUCGAGGAAGAGGUAGAGGAACAGCGUCGUUUCAUGAAGGUGAUCAGAUCUACGUAACUGUACAACCUUGGAAGAUGCCGCUUCAUGAAGAUGCUAACGUUUGGAUGUUGAUGAGUUGUGCAUCAGUGAUCACUUGUUCCGAUGAGGUUGCGAUGUUGAGAUUGAGUCUAUUUUUUAUUUGAUGCCUGUCGAUGUUUUUAUCUACCUCUAGAAUGAAAUAAAGAAGGAUUUCAGUGUUAUGCCCCCACCUGCUCUUCCACCUAUCACCAUUUUUCCAUACUGUGCCUACUCAGGGCGACGAUGGCGGUGACGAUGAGGAAGAGGAGGAUGAGGAAGGUGGCGGCGACAGUGGCGGAGCAGGCGGACUUUCGAACCUGGGUGGAUUGGAUCGCAAGUGCAACCAAGACCGAGCUGCUGUUGUCAAAGCUGCUGGCGCAAAGGGUAAAAAGAAGGGCGGAAAGAAGAGCAAGAAGAAGAAGUAGAUAUGCGGGAUAAAAGACAGGUUCCGUAGCUGAGUGAGCUGAGGCAGGACAGGGACACACAUGGAAUAAAGGCGGUCCUGAUAGUACAGCAUGGAAAAGCUAUUUCCACGGUAUGCUUGGUAGAAGAACUUCUUCGCUGGUCGUACACGUUCUUGCUCUUCUUGUUGCCACGCUUGCAAUGUGAAACUGCGAACUACGUGGAAAUUGCACAGACACGUGGAGAAAGUACAACGAUUUUUACUAGGAAUCAGAAUUUAGAGAUAUUGCCGAAUUGAAUAUUAUUCUUUGUUCUACAUAAGUAAUCAAUUAUUUGUCAUAGUCAAAAGAUGUAAAAACUGAUAUUUGGAUAACAACAAGCGUCUUAUACAUAUUUUUUAACGAUACGCCGUAAUGAUAUGAUAUUGUCAACUUCGAAACAUCAACAAGAAUCCAGAAAAACUAGUUGUUGAGAGCGCAAGAUACUCAUGAUUUUAAUUUACUUUUUCCAAGAAGAAGCUUGGUGAUUUCUCAACAUAGCUGAAACGUAGGGCUCAGCAGCUGAUGUCGACUCACACAUAACGAUCAUAGUAGCGUAUAAUUAAGGA